AUGAAUUCUGAAAUGGAUCUUCCUUCAAUGUCCAUAGAUUUAAAUUCAUUUUCAACAGUUGAAAAUCCACCAACCUUCAAUUCUACUCGAUUACAAACAAUUGAUUUUAGUAAAUAUUUACGUAAAAUAGCUGGUAUUGAUGUACCAUAUAUACCUUGUACAGUUAUUUGUAUUGGAUUUGAUCUCCUUUUUACAUUAAUUACAUUAGUUAUGGGAAGUUCGAAUUUUUCGUCAUGUCCAAUUGAACCUCGAAUACCAAUUUAUUUGGUCGUAGUGUCUACAAUUAAUCUUGUAAUGAUUUUUUUAACUAUUACUGCUUGUUUUCUUCAUGUCAAAAAAAAAGAUGAUAAUUUAUUUGGGUUUUUUUUUAUUACUUCAGCUGCUAUAAGUAUUUUAAUUUUACAAUUAUUUUGUUUUAUUUGGCUGAUUUUGGGGACUGUUUGGACAUAUAGUAUUCUCAAUGAAGUACAAUAUACACCAACAAAUAAGGGAACUUAUUGUCAAGCAAGUAUUUAUAGAUAUACAUUAGUUUCGAUUAUUUUACAAUAUAUUAUUCCAAUUAUUUUAUGUUGUAGUAAAAAUAUACGACCAAUGAAAUAA
Rotaria sordida is the source of this 600-nucleotide messenger RNA. The record is from the annotation of a GenBank genome assembly. Lineage: Eukaryota; Metazoa; Rotifera; Eurotatoria; Philodinida; Philodinidae.